CGUUUUGGCUGGUGAAAUAUUCCACCUUAUCCGUUUUCUUGAGGCCGUUCCGUAGCCAAUUUUUCUUCAUUUCUAACCAUCUUCGCCGACAACGACCGGGCGGGCGUUACAUUAAGGAAGCCCUACCAGGACGUUUUCCGUUGAUCUACUGCCGUCCUGAUUGUCAAGUCUAAUCGCAGCCGCACCGAUGACGAGCACUUUCUCAUUUUUUAAGGCCGCCUCUAGGUGGUCGAAAAACCAUAAAUUUUUUUUGACCAGUUUUGGCGUGUUAGCUGGUGGUGGUAGUUCCCUAAUUUAUGCACUUGAACAGUCAAUUCAUGCUUCUAAUGAUGCAGCUCAUGUGGCUAAACAAAAAUGGAAUCAUAAUGGAUGGUUCGAUACAUUAGAUCACGCUAGUGUUCGCCGAGGCUGGGAAGUUUACAAAAAUGUUUGUGCAGCAUGUCAUAGCGUUGAAUACUUGGCAUACCGUGAGUUAGUUGGAGUAUGUUUGACCGAAGAAGAAGCCAAAGCUGAAGCUGCUGAACAACUGAUUGAAGACGGACCUGACGAAACCGGUGCCAUGUUCAAAAGACCCGGAAAGUUAUCUGAUUUGUUACCAAAACCUUAUCCAAAUGAAGAAGCUGCUCGUUACGCAAAUGGUGGUGCAUACCCACCAGAUUUGACUUACAUUACUCAAGCUAGAAUAGAUGGAGAGAAUUAUAUCUUUGCAUUGUUGACUGGUUACAUGGACCCACCAGCAGGAAUUACAUUAGCAGAGAAUCAACACUAUAAUCCUUAUUUCCCUGGUGGUGCUAUCGGAAUGGCUCAAGCUUUAUAUGACGAGAUUAUUGAAUAUGGUGAUGGUACUCCAGCUACACAGAGUCAGUGUGCGAAAGAUGUUAUCACAUUCUUAAAAUGGUGUGCUGAACCAGAACAUGAUACUAGAAAAUUAUUUGCCAUGAAAGCAUUCACGAUACUAGGAGUUCUUAAUUUAGUGGUCUGGUACCUACAUAGACAUUACUGGUCAGUAUUGAAGAGCCGAAAAAUUCUGCAAAACCCUAAAUCAUUGUUCAAAAAGUAAAUUGUUUUUAGUUCGUGGUAAAAAUCAAAACAAUAAAAAAUUU
Molecule: messenger RNA, 1103 nt
Organism: Melanaphis sacchari
Lineage: Eukaryota; Metazoa; Arthropoda; Insecta; Hemiptera; Aphididae
Product: cytochrome c1, heme protein, mitochondrial-like
Exons: 5
Coding region: 188-1060 (290 amino acids)
Biological process (GO): mitochondrial electron transport, ubiquinol to cytochrome c
Molecular function (GO): electron transfer activity; heme binding
Source: RefSeq, a predicted model, not a curated record